AUGGAUAUCGACAAGUUAUUCAAGGUGCCCAAAUUGCCGACGGGCGGGAACAAACGGCGAAUGCCCGAUGCGCCCACACCGGAAAUGUUGAAGCGCAUGAAGCUCGACUCAGGCGAGGCCACAGCAGCGCCCGGCCCGGUGUCGCGGAAGGUGACGGUCACGGAAGUGGACGAGGAUGGGAACGAGAUGGAUGGCGACUUUGCGCCGGGCGGAGAUGCGGAUUAUUACGCGGAGGAGGACGAGGACGGCAGGUUCUUUGGUGGAGGACUCACGGGCGAGCAGAAGGAAAUUCUGAAUAUAUUUGACCGCGCGGGAGACGGAGGGGACGAAGAGUUCGGGCAAUUAACCGCGCCGGGAGUACGCAAGCUGUUGCUGCGACUGGAACGCGCGGCGAAGAAGAACGCAGACCAGCGCUCAAAAUAUCCAGACGACCCGUCCAAGUUCAUUGAUUCAGAGGCUGACCUCGACGCUGCGCUCAAGGCACUGCUCCCGCUCGCGCAGGCCCCUGCCGUGGCAUACCCUGUGCUCGUAGACGCUCCAGAGCUGCUCGAAAUGUUGGUCGGACUGCUAAGCCAUGAGAAUGCGGACAUCGCGCUCGACGUUGUGGAGGUCAUUCGUGAGCUCACCGAUGAGGAUGUCGGCGAAGAGGGAGAGGAGGACGAGGAAGGUGUGGCGGAGGAGAAGGAGAAGGCAUUGAGACAGUUAGUCAAGGCUCUUUUGGAUCAUUCUAUCCUUGAGUUGCUCGUGAGCAACAUGUCGAGGUUCGACGAGAAAGACGAGGCCGAUAGGCAAGGCAUCUACAAUAUUCUCGGUAUCUGCGAGAACAUUGUAGGUUCAAACCCAGAACUGGCAGAGAGACUCAUCCUCCGCACAAAACUGCUUUCCUGGCUGCUCAACCGUGUACAGGCGAAGAACCAAGAUGAGAAUCGCGGCUACGCCGCAGAAUUGCUCGCUAUUCUAUUGCAAGAGAGUCGGCCAAACCGACUGGAGUUCGGCAAGCAUGACGGUGUGGAGACGUUGCUGAAAGUUGCCUCUAAUUACCGCAAGCGCGAUCCGACAGACGCGGAGGAAACAGAGUUUAUGGAGAAUGUCUUCGACGCGUUGUGCUCUGCACUUGGAGAGCCCGAAAUCAAGGCAUUGUUCUUGCGAAGCGAGGGUGUCGAUCUCAUGGUAUUGAUAAUGGGCGAUAAGAUGCAAGCGCGCUCCCGGUCAAUCAAGACGCUCGAUCAUGCUCUCUCCGGGCGCACAGGCGCAGAAGCUUGCGAAACCUUUGUAGCCGCGUCCGGCCUCAAGCAUCUAUCAUCUGCGUUAUUGGGCAAAGUUUCAAAGAAAGCGAAGGACAAGGCUGCCGCCACCGCAACGGCCGCGGAAGAUACUUCCCAUGCUCUCGGCAUCACCGCCAGUCUCUUUACGAACCUCGCCACGGAUUCUCCCUCUCGCGUACGCGUUCUCGCGAAGUUCGUGGAGGGGAUGUACGAGAAAACGGACAAGUUACUUGACCUACGAGCCACUGCUGCUGCCCGCCUUGCCACGGCAGAUCGGGAGAUUGCGCAGGAGAGGAAGGUCAUGGAGAUGGAGGGCCAGACAUCGGGGCCAGACGAGGAAGGAGUCUGGUUCCUACGACGGCUCGAAAACGGACUGUAUACAUUGCAAACAGUCGACUACAUCCUCGCGUGGCUCGUGUAUGAAGACGAUGGCAUCCGGCUACAUGUCAAGACAAUGCUUGGUCGGCGGAGCAAGACUUUCGCCGACAUAGUGACCACAUUAAACACCUACGCAGAUAACUUGGACGAGCCCACUGGGAUGGAGGGGGACGGGGAACUCUCAAUGCGUGAGAUAUUGGCGAAUCUUAUCGCAAUACUGGAGGGUUACCAGUAA
Molecule: messenger RNA, 1878 nt
Organism: Peniophora sp. CBMAI 1063
Lineage: Eukaryota; Fungi; Basidiomycota; Agaricomycetes; Russulales; Peniophoraceae
Source: the annotation of a GenBank genome assembly